Molecule: messenger RNA, 2906 nt
Organism: Sinocyclocheilus rhinocerous
Lineage: Eukaryota; Metazoa; Chordata; Actinopteri; Cypriniformes; Cyprinidae
Product: GTP-binding protein 1-like
Exons: 12
Coding region: 1-1824 (607 amino acids)
Biological process (GO): translational elongation
Molecular function (GO): GTPase activity; translation elongation factor activity; GTP binding
Source: RefSeq, a predicted model, not a curated record
AUGGCAUCAGCAGCGACGACGGAUCCGGGUUUUAAUCCCGGAGCCAUAGGGUUACCAGAGUCUGUGGUCCCCGCUAGCAUGUUUGCUCCAGCGCGGGGAUGCGGCGAGGACGACGGGGCUGAGUGCUUCGAGGACGGGGAGAUGUUCAACGGCGAGGCCGUGGAUCUCGGCAUUGACUUCUCCAGCAAGGCAGACCUCAUCCUGUUGAGAGAGCGUGCCGAAGCUGGCGGCCAGGUCAGAGAUUACCUUAUUCGCCGUCGAGUGGGAGAAGCGGACUUCCUGGAGGUUAGGGUGGCUGUAGUGGGGAAUGUGGACGCCGGUAAGAGCACUCUGCUGGGUGUGCUGACUCAUGGAGAGUUGGAUAAUGGACGUGGCUUUGCACGACAGAAGCUCUUCAGGCACAAGCAUGAAAUGGAGAGUGGCCGCACCAGCAGCGUGGGCAAUGACAUCCUGGGAUUUGAUCAAGAAGGCCAGGUAGUUAACAAGCCUGACAGUCACGGAGGCAGCCUGGAUUGGACCAAGAUCUGCGAGAAGUCUUCUAAAGUCAUUACCUUUAUUGACCUUGCUGGCCAUGAGAAAUACUUGAAGACUACUGUGUUUGGAAUGACCGGCCAUCUGCCUGAUUUCUGCAUGCUGAUGAUUGGAAGUAAUGCAGGAAUUGUUGGCAUGACCAAAGAGCACCUGGGUUUGGCAUUAGCUCUCAAUGUUCCUGUCUUUGUGGUGGUUACAAAGAUUGACAUGUGUCCAGCUAAUAUUCUUCAAGAGACCUUGAAGCUCCUGCAGAAGAUAUUAAAGUCUCCAGGAUGCAGAAAGAUCCCUGUCCUAGUCCAGAACACAGACGAUGUCAUCGUCACAGCAUCCAAUUUCAGUUCUGAGAGAAUAUGCCCCAUCUUCCAGAUCUCUAACGUCACAGGAGAAAACAUGGACCUGCUGAAGAUGUUCUUGAACCUGCUCUCCUCCAGAAGCUCAUUCAAAGACCACGAGCCUGCCGAGUUCCAGAUAGACGACACCUAUUCAGUACCUGGUGUAGGAACAGUAGUGUCUGGGACCACGUUACGAGGGCUGAUUCGACUGAAUGACACUUUGCUUCUUGGACCAGACCCUUUGGGCGCUUUCCUCUCCAUCACUGUCAAAUCCAUUCACCGCAAGAGGAUGCCUGUGAAAGAGGUCCGCGGUGGACAGACGGCCUCUUUUGCUCUGAAAAAGAUCAAGCGCUCUUCAAUAAGGAAGGGCAUGGUCAUGGUGUCACCACGAUUAAACCCGCAGGCAUACUGGGAGUUUGAGGCAGAGAUACUAGUUUUACAUCACCCGACGACCAUCUCGCCUAGAUAUCAAGCAAUGGUGCACUGCGGUAGCAUCAGGCAAACAGCCACAAUCCUCUCUAUGACCAGUGACUGCUUACGCACAGGAGACAAAGCUACCGUACACUUCCGCUUCAUUAAAACCCCAGAGUACCUGCACAUAGACCAGAGGCUCGUGUUCAGAGAGGGAAGAACCAAAGCUGUGGGCACCAUCACGAAGUUGCUCCUGUCAACAAAUAAUCAGCCGUCAAACUCGAAACCUCCGCAAAUCAAGAUGCAGUCAACAAAGAAAGCCCCAGCUAGAAGAGAGGAUGGAGUGGCCCCGUCCAAUGAGGAGAGCGCUAGCACAGGAUCGCCAGCCGCCCAGCAAAACGUACCACAACAGGCAGAAAUGGAGGAAGACCCUCAAAACAAAGAGAACAAGCCAAAGUCUGGAGGCAGAAGACGAGGAGGUCAGCGGCACAAAGGCAAACCUCAAAGCAAUUCCGCAGUGACCCUCGCUGGUACGGUCGGGGGCUGCUAAAGAGUCCAGCUCAACCUCCAUGUUUUACUCGCGUCUUUCACCUGCCCACAAGGACCAGACCAGACCACUUUGAUGACAAGGCUUAAGAGUUCACAGAACCAACUUGCACAUUGUUUUGUGAAUUUUAAUUUAUUAUAAGAUGUGCGUGUGUUCGUAGACUGUAUAUACCGUAAAUUGAGACUAUAGGACACAUACUGCAUAGUGGUUCUGUUUUGGCUGUAAAUGUCAACAUAAGAAGGAUACAUUUUAAGUCCAUUCUUCUUGCUGAACAUGACAUCAUGUACUUGCUCUAUGACUGUCAUUAUUAUCACAUUUUUAGGAUAAUCCCAAUGGAAAUGAUGUAAAGCUCUGGCGGCUGAACUCUUCAUUAUGUAGCUAACUGUUUUUAAGGGACUAUUAACGAGACCUGUCACACAAUUGCGUUUAAUUUGAAUUAGCAUUGUUAUUGUGGACCAUGACUAUAAGAACUGGAUGCAUUCCUGAUGCUUUCGGUAGGUGUUAAGACCUGAAUUCAGUGGGGGCUGAGGACACUGUAACUAAAGUUUGCUGGCAGCUAGUUUAGUGUGAAAUGUGAAUUGGCAAUUAAACACGCAUUGAAAUCUAAUCACACUCAUUGCUAAUUACCUCAUAUUACAGUUUAUUUACACUUGCCCAAAUCCUUUGUCAAGCUGAGCAAAUCACUCGUGUUAUCAGGCCUUACAGACUUGGCUCAGGAUCUGGGAACAUACUCAACUUAUCAAAUAAGAUACUUCAGAGUACCCAGUGAAAUAUACACAGAGCAAGGGAUGAAGAACAGAAUGUAGAUCUUGAGGUUAUAAAAUGUGUAUAAUAGUUCAUGAUUGGGAAACUUUACAAACCAGUGCCAGUUGUUCUUAAGAAAGAAAAAAAGUUGUAUUAACCUUUUUUCCAGCUGUGAUCUAUAGGCCUUCAGAACACUUGCUGUAAUUUCUUUCAGAUGGUUUUACUGUUUAUUGAGCUUUAGUAUUCACACCCUAGUGGCAAUAUACCUGGACCAUUCUCUGCGUUUUCAUGUGAAACUCAUUUUCCACUACCAAUAUACAAAUAAACUGAUGUUCACAAUA